Rhincodon typus (whale shark) is the source of this 8799-nucleotide messenger RNA. RefSeq names its product baculoviral IAP repeat containing 6 (gene birc6). Bases 41 to 8779 code for a protein of 2912 amino acids. Gene Ontology annotation, cellular component: nucleus. Lineage: Eukaryota; Metazoa; Chordata; Chondrichthyes; Orectolobiformes; Rhincodontidae. The transcript has 45 exons. Gene Ontology annotation, biological process: apoptotic process; regulation of cytokinesis; negative regulation of apoptotic process. Gene Ontology annotation, molecular function: cysteine-type endopeptidase inhibitor activity; ubiquitin conjugating enzyme activity. The record is from RefSeq and is a predicted model, not a curated record.
GUACAGCUCACCCUUUGAUCCAGUUCUGUUCGAUUUAGAAAUGGGUGGUUCAUCCUGCAAAAAUGCCUAUAAUAGCAGCACGUGUGUGCAAUCUGAUGAAAUAGAUCUUUCUGAUGUACUAUCAGGGAAUGGAAAGAUGAGCAAUUGUGCUGCAGCAGAAGGCAGUUUCACAGCUCUGACUGGGCUCCUGGAAGUGGAACCUCUGCACUUCAGUUGCAUUUCAACAAGUGAUGGCACAAGAGUGGAGAGAGAUGAUGCAAUGACUGGCUUUGGGCUCACAACAGCAGUAGGUGGGCUUACAACUGGCACAGUAGGAGAAGCCUCAACGGCCCUGAGUUCAGCAGCUCAAGUAGCCCUUCAGUCCCUCUCCCAUGCAAUGGCCUCAGCAGAGCAACAGCUACAGGUUCUGCAGGAGAAACAACAGCAGUUGCUAAAACUUCAGCAGCAGAAGGCCAAGCUGGAAGCCAAGUUGCAUCAGACUACGGCAGCAGCAGUAGCAGCGUCAGCACCUGGAGUCGGACCUAUUCACAACUCUGUGCCUUCUAGUGCCUCCACAGCACCUGGCUUUUUCAUACACCCCGCUGAUGUCAUUCCACCCACUCCAAAAACAACGCCAUUGUUCAUGACUCCACCAUUAACACCUCCCAAUGAGGCAGUUUCUGCAGCAAUCAGUGCAGAAUUAGCCCAGCUCUUUCCUGGCUCAGUUAUUGAUCCUCAUCCUGUCACUGUGGCCAUUCAUUCAAAAAAUGCCAACAAGUCCAAAACGAGUUCUCUGGGAACUGGUCUCGCUCUAGCAAUUUCUCAUGCUUCUCACCUACUUCAGCCUCCACCACAUCAAUCUAUUAUCAUUGAACGCAUGCAUUCGGGGGCUCGACGGUUUGUGACGCUGGACUUUGGGAGACCAAUACUCUUGACCGAUAUAUUGAUUCCAACCUGUGGCGAUUUGGCAUCUUUAUCAAUUGACAUUUGGACUCUGGGAGAAGAAGUGGAUGGAAGACGUUUAGUGGUGGCCACAGAUAUUAGUACACACUCACUGAUUCUUCAUGAUUUACUGCCUCCACCUGUUUGCAGGUUCAUGAAGAUUACAGUGAUUGGGCGUUAUGGAAGCACAAAUGCAAGAGCUAAAAUACCGCUUGGUCUGUAUUAUGGACACACUUACAUCUUACCAUGGGAAAGUGAAAUCAAGUUGAUUCAUGACCCUCUAAAAGGUGAAAGUGAUUCUGCAAGCCAGCCAGAAAUGGAACAGCAAUUAACAAUGAUGGUAGCUCUUCAAGAAGAUAUACAGUGCAGAUAUAACCUCGCUUGCCAUAGGCUGGAAACUUUGCUGCAGAAUAUUGAUCUUCCUCCACUGAAUAGUGCUAACAAUGCUCAGUACUUCCUACGGAAGCCUGACAAAGCAGUCGAAGAGGAUAGUAAAGUAUUUUCGGCACAUCAAGACUGCAUUCAGUUGCAGCUUCAGCUCAACUUGGCCCAUCACGCUGUGCAACGCCUUAGGGUGGCUCUUGGAUCCAGCAGGAAAACUCUGCCAGAAACAUACGACUCAACAGAAUUGAUACAGAAUUCUUCUACAGAGCAACUGCGCACAAUCAUCCGAUACCUUCUGGACACGUUGCUGAGCCUUUUACAUUCGUCCAGUGGUCAUGCUGUGCCAGCAGUUCUUCAAAGCACAUUCCAUGCACAGGCCUGUGAAGAACUAUUCAAACAUUUGUGUAUCAGUGGUACCCCAAAAAUCCGACUGCAUGCUGGACUGUUGCUUGUGCAGCUUUGUGGUGGAGAGAGGUGGUGGGGGCAAUUCCUGUCUAAUGUUUUACAAGAGCUUUAUAACUCUGAACAACAUCUCAUCUUCCCACAGGACAGGGUUUUCAUGUUACUUUCCUGCUUUGGUCAGCGAUCGCUGAGUAACAGUGGGGUCUUAGAAGGCCUGCUGAACCUUUUGGAUAACUUAUUAUCAUCUCUGCAACCACAAAUGGCAACAUACAGACGUACAGAGGGUGUGCUGGACAUCCCAAUGGUCAGUUGGGUUGUAAUGCUUGUAUCUCGGCUGUUGGACUACGUUGCAAGUGUUGAAGAUGAAGUGGCUGCGGCCAAAAAGCCAUUAAAUGGUAAAGACAGAGAACGGAUGCUGACAGGAAACCAGUGGAGCUUCAUCAAUAACAAUCUUCAGUCACAGGGUUCAGGCAAAACUACCAAAGGCAGCAGCAGUCUUGAUCGAUUAUAUUCAAGAAAAAUUCGGAAGCAACUCAUACACCAUAAGCAGCAACUCAAUUUGUUAAAAGCAAAACAAAAGGCAUUAGUUGAGCAAAUAGAAAAAGAGAAGAUCCAGAGCAGCAAAGGAUCUUCAUAUAAACUUUUGGUAGAACAGGCAAAGCUAAAGCAAGCUACGUCAAAGCAUUUCAAAGACCUCAUUCGUUUGCGCCGGACUGCAGAGUGGCCUCGCACUACUUUAGAUUCAGAAUCGUCUUCAACAAAAGACUCCCCAGAAGUGGAACCCCUUCCGUUUACUUUGUCCCAUGAUCGCUGCAUUGCUGUGGUUCAGAAGCUUGCACUUUUUCUUCUUUCCAUGGAUUUUACCUGUCAUGCAGAUUUACUGCUCUUUGUCUGCAAGGUUUUGGCACGUAUAGCAAAUGCUACAAGGCCAACAAUUCAUCUUUGUGAAAUUGUUAAUGAGCAGCAACUUGAAAGACUUCUCCUUCUACUGGUGGGAACAGACUUCAACAGGGGAGACAUCUCCUGGGGUGGAGCAUGGGCCCAAUAUUCUUUGACCUGCAUGAUUCAGGAUAUCUUGGCAGGUGAGCUGUUGUCACCAGUAACAAUAGAGACCAUGGAAGAAGGAGCAGUUGGUGAAGAUGCAGGGGCAUCAACAGCUGACUCUGAUGAUACCCUGCCUCAACCGCCUGUAAUUCCACUUGUGGAAUCUAUAGAUGAACCUCUGACUCCAGAUAUUACAGGUGCUCCAUCUGCAUCAUCUUUGGAAAAAGAUAAAGACAAAGACUUUGACAUGCUACAAGACCUCAUGGAUGUUGAUAUUGGUCCCCUAGAUGUUGACUUUGAUGAAGAUCCACUUGCUGCCAAAGUAUUCAAGCCAAUUAGCAGUACUUGGUACGACUAUUGGGGUACAGACUAUGGCACUUACAGUUACAAUCCUUAUGUUGGUGGCGUUGGAAUUCAGAUGCCGAAACCACCCCCUGCCAGUGAGAAGAAUGGAUCUCAAAGUGUAUCCGUUUCCGUCUCUCAAGCGCUGGAUGCCCGUCUGGAGGUUGGUUUGGAGCAGCAAGCUGAGCUUAUGUUGAAGAUGAUGGCUACGCUGGAAGCUGAUUCUAUUCUUCAGGCUCUCACUAAUACAUCACCUACAGUAUCUCAGCCACCUCCUGGAACUGAUGACUCCAUGUUGAGGGGCUUGCAUUCAUCUAGCCAGCUGAUUGUGCCACCACCAUCAAUCCCCAUGUUAAGUGCAUGUUUCAACAAACUGUUCUCAAUGCUCCAGGUUCAUCAUGUUCAGUUGGAAUCAUUAUUGCAGUUAUGGCUUACAUUGAACAUGAAUGCUUGUUCUGUUGGAAAUGAAGAUGCUGGAACAGAUGUUUUUUUAUUUAAUGCAAGCAGAGUUCCAACAAUCCCUUUAAGCCAAGCUUCAAUAUCUAGCCUCUUAACAGUGUUAGCCUGGUACCCAAACACUUCUCUACGGACUUGGUGCCUUGUGUUGCACAGUCUGACUCUUAUGACGAACAUGCAGCUGAAUGUUGCUCCAAGCAAUAGUAUGGUGUUGCAAGAAAACACAGCACAGGUGAUGGUUUCUGAUCCAAACAUGAUUCACGUAUUAGUGAGAUUCUUCUCAGGAACCAGCCCUCAUGGCACUUGUCAACACAGCCCACAGGUCGGACCAACAGCUACUCAAGCUAUGCUAGAGUUUCUUACUCGACUCCAGGUGCACCUCUCUUCAACCAAUCCUCAGAUGUUCAGUGAAUUCCUGUUGAAGCUUAUACAUAUACUUUCAACUGAAAGAGGCCCAUUCCAAACUGGACAAGGUCCACUGGAUGCACAGGUAAAACUCCUGGAGUUUACGUUGGAGCAAAACUUUGAGUCUGUUUCUGUCAGCGCAAUAUCUGCAGUCAUCGAAUCCGUGACUUUCCUGGUACAUCAUUACAUCACCUGCUCAGACAAGGUUAUAUCUCGAAGCGGCUCGGACAGUUCAGUUGGGGCCCGUGCCUGUUUCGGAGGAUUGUUUGCAAAUAUCAUUCGUCCAGGAGAUGCAAAAGCUGUAUGUGGGGAGACGACGAGGGAUCAGCUCAUGUUUGAUUUGCUUAAGUUGGUUAACAUUUUGGUGCAGUUGCCCCUUUCAAGUAACCGGGAGUACAGUGCCAGGAUGGCAGUUGCCAGCAGUGCGUCAGACAGCGUGUCUGAUGAGGAAAAGGUCUCUGGCAGUAAAGAUGCGAGCACAAACACCUCUUUCACACAAGGAGCAACAACUUGCAUUGCCGAUUUGGUUUUGGGAAAUCAGCAAAUCAUGAGCCAGAUCCUUUCAGCUCUGGGCCAGUGCAAUAGCAAUGCUAUGGCAAUGAUAAUAGGUGCAAGUGGAUUACAUCUUACAAAACAUGAGAACUUCCACAGUGGUUUAGAUGCCAUUUCAGUUGGUGAUGGUCUCUUCAGCAUUCUAACUACAUUAAGCAAAAAAGCCACUUCAGUGCAGGUCAUGCUGCAGCCAAUUCUUACAUAUAUGGCCUGUGGGUACAUGGGAAGACAGGGUUCCCUUUCAACAUGUCAGCUAUCUGAACCAUUGUUGUGGUUUAUUUUGCGAGUUUUGGAUUCCACUGAAGCGCUAAAAGCUUUCCAUGACAUGGGGGGUGUCCAGCUUAUCUGCAAUAACAUGGUAACUAGUACCCGAGCAAUUGUUAAUACAGCACGGAGCAUGGUAUCUACCAUAAUGAAGUUUCUUGACUGUGGACCCGGUAAGACAAUUGAUGGAAACAUGAAGGCUAGAGUAUUAGCUUCAGAGCCUGACAAUGCGGAAGGACUUCAUAACUUCGCUCCAUUGGGUACAAUAACUUCUAGUAGCCCAACAGCUCAGCCAGCUGAGGUACUGCUUCAGGCCACACCACCCCAUCGUAGAGCUAGAUCUGCAGCGUGGUCGUAUAUCUUCUUACCAGAAGAAGCAUGGUGUGACCUCACUAUCCACCUUCCAGCUGCAGUGCUGCUCAAAGAAAUCCAUAUUCAGCCUCACCUUGCAUCACUUGCUACCUGUCCUUCUUCAGUAUCGGUUGAGAUCAGUGCAGAUGGAGUGAACAUGUUGCCCCUUUCUACCCCAGUAAUUACCAGUGGGCUAACUUAUAUUAAAAUACAGCUGGUCAAAGCUGAGGUAGCAUCAGCUGUCUGUCUCCGGCUACACCGCCCACGGGAUGCCAGCACUUUGGGCCUAUCGCAGAUCAAACUACUGGGUCUUACAGCCUUUGGCAGCACUUCAUCUGCAACUGUGAAUAACCCUUUCCUGCCCUCGGAGGAUCAAGUUUCUAAAACCAGUAUUGGUUGGAUGCGACUUCUUCACCAUUGUUUGACCCAUAUCAGUGAACUUGAAGCAAUGAUGGCCAGUGCAGCAGCUCCUACUGCUAACCUGUUGCAGACCUGCGCUGCACUGCUAAUGUCACCAUAUUGUGGUAUGCAUUCACCAAAUAUCGAAGCUGUGUUGGUCAAGAUUGGAUUGCAGUCAACGAGGAUUGGCCUAAAACUGAUUGAUAUUCUCUUAAGGAAUUGUGCUGCUUCAGGCACUGACCCAGCAGAUUUAAAUAGCCCUUUGCUUUUCGGAAGACUGAAUGGUCUAUCUUCAGAUUCAACAAUUGAUAUCCUUUAUCAACUUGGAACAACUCAGGAUCCUGGUACGAAAGACAGGAUUCAAGCCUUGCUGAAGUGGGUUUAUGACUCUGCAAGAGUGGCUGCUCUGAAGAGAAAUGGCCACAUAGCCACUGUGAAUUCAGAGAAUGUAACUCGCGAGUAUGGCCUCCUUAUGCCAUCACCUUCUCACUUACAUUGCGUAGCUGCUGUCCUGUGGCAUAGCUAUGAGCUACCUGUCGAGUACGAUCUUCCAGGUUUAUUAAACAGAGAACUGUUCGAGUUGCUGUUCAACUGGUCCAUGUCACUUCCUUGCAACAUGGUUCUGAAGAAAGCUGUAGACAGUUUGCUAUGUUCCAUAUGUCACAUUCAUCCCAGCUACUUUUCUUUGUUAAUGGGCUGGAUGGGCAUCACUCUGCCUUCUCUACAAAUGCAACACAGGCUUUCAAUGACAGAUGACAGCAAGAAAGAGGACAUGGAUUCUGGUUUAACGGAUGAUUCCAAAAAUGCACAAGCACCCAUUGUGCUAAAUGAAUCUCACCUUGUUACUCUUGCUGCAGCAACCCAAUCUCCAGAAGCUAUCAAACAGCUCCUGGAGUCAAGUCUACCGUCAAUGCUUGUGAAGAGCCUGAUCAAUUUUUGCUUCAAUCAUAUUUCCAGUUUGGAUUGUACAGUGCCUUAUGCAGAGGUCACCACAGACAGAAACAAGUGGCAUCAUUCCCAGCAGCGUGUAAUCAGCAAGGUUCCCCUCACGGCAGAUCUGGUGGCUCCUGUUCUGCGGUUUCUAACUGAAGUAGGUAGCAGCCAUACCAUGAAGGAUUGGUUAGGGGGGCCUGAAGUAAACCCCCUGUGGACUGCUCUAUUGUUCUUGCUGUGCCAUUCCAGUAGCAGCAGCUCUGGACACCAACAUCACAAUGGGUCCCAGCAUAUUGGAUCAAGAUACCUUCCUUCUGCCUCUUCACCUGCAGGAGUAGGACUGACCACUCAACAGAGAACAGCAAUUGAAAAUUCCACCGUUGCAUUCUUCUUGCAGUGCAUUUCUUGUCAUCCAAACAAUCAGAAAUUAAUGGCUCAGGUUCUCUGUGAAUUAUUCCAAUCAACACCUCAGCGUCCAAAUGUCCCGACAUCUGGAAAUAUUUCUGGCUUUAUUAGGAGGCUUUUCCUGCAGCUAAUGCUUGAAGAUGAGAAAGUGACUGUGUUUCUUCAUUCUCCUUGUCCUCUUUAUAAAGGCAGAAUUAAUGCUACUAGCCAUGUCAUUCAACAUCCCAUGUAUGGAGCCGGACAUAAAUAUCGCACACUUCAUUUGCCAAUAUCAACCACUUUGGCUGAAGUUUUGGACCGUGUAUCAGAUACACCAAGUAUCACAGCUAAGUUAAUCAGUGAGCAAAAAGAAGAAAAGGAGAAAAGGAACCAGGAGGAAAAAGACAAGUUGAAGAGUGAUAAUGGCUUUCAAGACAACUACAGUGUUGUUGUUGCCUCUGGUUUGAAGUCCCAAUCAAAGAGAGCUGUUUCAUCGACACCCCCAAGGCCACCAUCGAGGAGAGGAAGAGUGAUGACUGAUAAAUUGGCAACUACUUCUGCAUCUACAGAAUCUGCUAACAAAACAAUUAGUGUCCCUGUGUUCCAUCUGUACCACAAACUUUUACCAGGUCAACCACUGCCAGCAGAGGUGACACUAGCCCAGCUGUUAACUCUGUUGUAUGAUCGCAAACUCCCUCAAGGCUACCGGUCAAUAGAUUUGACUGUCAAACUUGGAUCUAAAGUAAUCUGUGACCAAGUAUUAUCAAAAACUGAUUCAUUUAAGCGUCUUCGCACGGACAAAGAACUUGGGGAUGGUCUCACCAGCUGUCCUGAAGAUGAAGUUUUGCAGCCAAGUGAUGACUGCAUAGAUAGUGUCUUGGAUGAAUCUUUGCUCGAAACAAAUCCUAUCCAGUCUCCACUUCAGGUGUUUGCUGGCAUGGGUGGGCUAGCACUUAUAGCAGAAAGGCUGCCAAUGUUGUAUCCUGAUGUUAUCCAGCAAGUGAGUGCUCCAGUAGUAACUUCGACUUCCCAAGAGAAACCGAAGGACAAUGAACAGUUUGAAUGGGUUACAAUAGAACAGUCUGGUGAAUUAGUCUACGAGGCUCCUGAAACCAUAACUGCAGAGCCACCACCAAUCAAAUCAACUGUUCCUGCAAUGUCUCCCAUCCCAGCACAUUCUCUCGCAGCCUUUGGACUCUUCCUUCGUUUACCAGGAUAUGCAGAAGUACUCCUCAAAGAACGGAAACAUGCCCAGUGCUUGCUCAGAUUGGUGCUCGGCGUAACAGAUGAUGGUGAAGGCAGUCACAUCCUACAAUCUCCAUCAGCAAAUGUUCUUCCCACACUUCCAUUCCACGUUUUGUGCACUUUAUUCAGUACCACACCAUUGACUACUGAUGAUGGAGUUCUCCUUCGGCGGAUGGCUUUGGAAAUUGGAGCAAUUCAUCUUAUACUGGCUUGCCUUUCUGCACUUAGCCACCAUGCCCCAAGGGUGCCCAAUGCAGGUGCUAACCAAACAGAGCCGCAAGUUUCCAGUGUGCACACAAACUCUUCUACUGAAGACCAGCAGUUAUAUUGGGCCAAAGGCACAGGCUUUGGAACAGGUUCUACUGCAUCAGGUUGGGAUGUGGAACAAGCUCUAACUAAGCAGAGACUGGAGGAGGAGCAUGUUACCUGUCUUCUGCAGGUUCUUGCCAGUUAUAUAAAUCCUGGGGGAAGCAACUUAUCCGGAGAAGUACAGCUUGGUGAAAAUAGAGGACACAACAAUAAUGCCCUUCCUUCUGUGCUUGUGGAGUUACUCAGUCAAUCCUGUCUUAUUCCUGCUAUGUCAUCCUAUUUGAGAAAUGACUCUGCUUGUCGGUUUGGUGAAGGAGGCAAGUCGAGUAUUAUGGGAAUGCUUUUCCUGCCCCCAACAUAUAGCCUGAUGAAAAACCACACAGCGUGAUAUUUACAGCUGGAGAGACC